Blastocystis hominis is the source of this 471-nucleotide messenger RNA. RefSeq lists its product as hypothetical. NCBI's taxonomy places the organism in Eukaryota, Bigyra, Opalinata, Blastocystidae. The record is from RefSeq and is a predicted model, not a curated record. The transcript is spliced from 2 exons. Bases 1 to 471 code for a protein of 156 amino acids.
AUGCUUCAAACGAUGUUGGAAAAAAAGUCCGAUGCGUUUAAGGAUAAGAUUGUUGCUGUAUCGAUCCCGGAUGAUUAUUCUUCUGAACAUGAAAAGAUUCUUCACGCAAUAUUCGAGAAUACAACCAUUCCUGUUGCGAAACUCCUGUUUGUUAAUAAUUGUGUGUCGGUGGUGUAUGAUGUUCUGAGCGAAAUACUUCCAAAGCUAGAUUCCAAGAAAGACUUUGUGAUAGCAGAUAUUGGAUAUAAUGGUUGUCGUCUCUAUUAUGUUGAAGCUGAUCGUGAUACAAUCGAGAUUAAGAAACGUGUAUUUUCGGAUGAGAUUAGUGGAUCGAAAUUGGAUGAACUCCUUUUCGAUUACCUAAAAGAUAAAUUCGGACGUGAGUUGAAUGAAAAAGAAAAAUGUAGUUUACUGAUGAAUAUUCGAAAAGACCGACGUCAGUUCUCAGAUAAUCGUACAUAUUGGUUGUAA